GUUCCCCGUCAACCUCAAACCUAACCUUUGUUUUGCGAAAAUCUAAAAUCUUAAUUAUUUUGUUUUUCGAAACGAAACCCCUCGCAUUGAUAUCGAGCUAGUCCCUGGAACUGUGCGUUCGCCCCUCGAUCGCGUUUCACAUUUCCACCCCCAAUUAAGCGAAGUGUCAGAAGGUAGCGAAAGGUCGGUUCGUCUCCAUGUUCCAUAUUGCGACAGUUGUAGAUCGUUCUUCGGAUUGAGUAGUAAUUCAUGCUUUCAUUCUUACUCUCCUGCUUUAUUUCGUUGCUUUCUCUUCUUAUCUUCAAAGGCAUUGCUUUAAUUGCGAUCUUCGGCCGCCUCCAUCCAACUUCUACCAGCUCUUCCCGCUGUCACAGAGCUAUACCUUGCCCACAUCUUCCGGGACAAUUGGCACACCUCAGAACUAUAUCCUCAAAAUGUCUCCAUCGCAAGGAGGAUUGCUGGACACAGGGGAUUGGGAUGGGUAUCAGAAGCAGGAAUUCUUGACAACAGCACACAACACCGCAAAAUGGACAGUCGAAGUAAUACGGCCAUCAGUGAUGACCAGGCCGGGGAUGCGAAAACAGGUUCGGGGUACAGCUUAUCUAGACGGCCUGAGGGGCUUCGCUGCUAUGCUGGUGUACUGGCAUCAUCAUCAAUUAUGGCCACGACAACUUGCCAGCAGCUUCUUUGAAAAUGCGUGGGGUUUCCAAGACAAGUACUUCUUCUGCGCUAUGCCAGGUGUACGGACGUUCUUCUCUGGAGGCCAUUUCUCGGUGUCCGUCUUCUUUGUGGUCUCAGGCUACGUACUAUCCGUAAAGCCUUUAGCACUGAUAUACGCCGGUGAGCACGCCAGGCUGGGAGACAACCUCGCCUCAGCUCUAUUCAGACGUUGGAUCCGCCUCUUCAUCCCCGUAAUCUUCGUCUCUCUCAUCUACAUAACCUCCUGGCACAUGUUCGACAUCUAUACUCUAUCCCCAGAACACAAACCCACCUACCGCGAAGAACUGUGGAACUGGUACCUGGAAUUCAAAAACUUCAGCUUCGUCUUCCGCAGCGGCGGCGACGGCUGGAUGCUCACCUCGCAAUACCACGCCUGGUCGAUCCCCGUCGAGAUGCGCGGCUCCAUCAUCAUCUACACCGUCCUCCUGGCCUUCUCGCGCAUCACGCGCAACGCGCGCCUCUGCGGCCAGCUCGGCCUCAUGUUCUACUUCAUCUACAUCGUCGACGGCUACUUCGGCGCGCUCUUCAUGGCCGGCAUGUUCCUGUGCGAACUAGACCUCUUGUCCCGCAUGAACAACCUCCCGCAGAUAUUCAACAGACUAGCGCCCUAUAAGAUGUACAUCUUCUACACCCUCUUCGCAAUUAGCCUCUACCUCUCCGGCGUCCCCUCCGGCUCCCAAGAUAUCCUCGAGCUCCGCAAAGCGAAGGGCUGGUACUACCUCUCCUUCCUCAAACCCCAGGCCAUGUGGGAUUUCAAAUGGUUCUACCUCUUCUGGGCGGCCCUCUUCCUCACCUCCUCCGUCCCGCACAUCGCCUGGCUCAAAUCUUUCUUCGAGAACUCCUUCAACCAAUACCUAGGCCGCAUCUCCUUCGCGCUCUACCUGGUGCACGGCCCGGUGCUCUGGACGCUCGGCGAUCGCCUGUAUCAGGCCGUCGGAUGGUAUAGAGAAGAGCAUCUGGCGCAUACGCCGAGCUGGAUUAAUUUCUUCCCGUUGAGCCAGGCGGGGCCGUUGGGGUUGGAGAUUAGUUUUUUGGCGCCGCAUUUGAUUUUGCUGCCGUUGACGUUGUGGGUUGCGGAGGUGGUUACGAAGUUGUUUGAUGAGCCCAGUGUGAGGUUUUCGCAGUGGGCGUAUGGGAAGGCGUUGCCGGCGGAUGAUUAGUUGGUGGUGGUGCAUUUGAUAAGGAGUUUGGGGCAUUGGUGGAGUUUAGCUGUUAUUGAUGCCUUGA
This is a messenger RNA of Mollisia scopiformis, 1947 nucleotides long. RefSeq lists its product as uncharacterized. Gene Ontology annotation, molecular function: acyltransferase activity, transferring groups other than amino-acyl groups. The transcript has a single exon. The record is from RefSeq and is a predicted model, not a curated record. Gene Ontology annotation, cellular component: membrane. Gene Ontology annotation, biological process: polysaccharide biosynthetic process. NCBI's taxonomy places the organism in Eukaryota, Fungi, Ascomycota, Leotiomycetes, Helotiales, Mollisiaceae. The coding region runs from base 435 to 1880 and encodes 481 amino acids.